Messenger RNA from Protopterus annectens (West African lungfish), 2843 nucleotides. RefSeq names its product serrate, RNA effector molecule (gene SRRT). Gene Ontology annotation, cellular component: nuclear body. Lineage: Eukaryota; Metazoa; Chordata; Ceratodontiformes; Protopteridae. The record is from RefSeq and is a predicted model, not a curated record. Gene Ontology annotation, biological process: primary miRNA processing; mRNA processing.
CUCUAGCGUCAGUGGGGUCCUUUCUGAGCAAGUAGUCGCACUUUAUUGUUCAAGAGGUCCUUUCGCCUAGGGAAGCCUGUCGCAAUCUUAUUUAUUGCUGGUACCCGGGGUUGUGUGUGUUACUUUUUUGUCUUUGGUAUUUAUUUUUCACAACAUGGGAGACAGUGAUGAUGAAUAUGAUCGUAGACGCAGAGACAAAUUCCGUCGGGAAAGAAGUGAUUAUGACCGAUCUCGAGAGCGGGAAGAUCGAAGGAGGGAUGACUGGAACGACAGGGAUGAUCAUGGAGGAGAUCCGUACCAUAGUGGUUAUGACUUGCCAUAUUCUGUCGGUGGUCCUAGCUACGGCCCUCCUCAGCCUUGGGGGCACCCAGAUAUUCAUGUCAUGCAACACCAUGGGGUCCCUAUUCAAGCAAGGUUGGGUAGCCUGGCUGAAAUGGAUUUGGGUCCUCCACCUCCUGUGAUGAAGACAUUUAAAGAAUUUCUACUGUCUCUUGAUGAUUCCGUGGAUGAGACUGAAGCUGUGAAGCGUUACAAUGAAUACAAGUUAGACUUCCGUCGGCAACAGAUGCAGGACUUUUUCCUUGCUCACAAAGAGGAAGAGUGGUUUCGUUCUAAAUACCACCCAGAUGAAGCUGGAAAACGUAAGCAAGAGACACAGAAUUGGCUUCGUAGCAGGCUCAAAGUUUUCAAUGAACUCUUGGAAUGCGGUGCUUUUGACAACGUCAGUUUGGACAUUGACAAAGCUAGGCCACUUGUCAAGUUAUUAGAUACUGCUGUGAUAAAGUUGGAAGGGGGCACAGAUAUUGACCUAAAGAUUUUGGAUCAAGAAGAGGAGGAAGAAAAGCAGGAGAAACUAGAAGCUGCAAAGAGGGAGGAAGCUCGAGCUGCAGAAAGCGAAAAAAAAGCAUCUGAGAAAGAGGAAAGUAAAAAGGUGGAAGGUGAUGAAGGAACGGAAGAUAAGCCGAAGCCGCCACCAGAGGAGGAGAAACCGAAACCCCCACCAGAACCUCCAGAGAAAGAGACAGAGCCCAAAAAGUCCAGCAAAAAGCGAAAGAGGAAGCGUAGUGGAGAUGACAGCUAUGAUGAAGAUGGAAGCGCAUCUGAAUCAGAUUCUGAUUCAGACUCUGAAGAGGAAGAUAAGGUAGAGACUGAGAAAGACAAGAUGGACACCAUCAAAGAAGAAAAGAUGGAGUUGGAUGAGGAGGAGGAGGAGGAGGAGGAGAAAAAGGACAAGGAAGAAGUAAAGGAACCAGAGGACAAGAAAGAAACUGAAGAAAAGGUGGACAUCGAGGAGAAGAAAGACAAAGACACAGAAGACACUAAAGAAACAGAAAAAGAGAAAGAAAAGGAGAAAGAGGAAGAGAAAGAGAAGCCAAAAGAAAAAGAUACAGAAGUCAAACCUCGCCCCCUACACAGGACGUGUUCCCUUUUCAUGCGCAAUAUUGCUCCCAACAUUUCUAAAGCAGAAAUUGCAGCACUUUGUAAAAGAUAUCCUGGAUUUUUAAGAGUAGCACUUUCUGACCCUCAGCCUGAGAGAAGGUUUUAUCGACGUGCAUGGGUGACUUUUGAUCGUAGUGUCAAUAUCAAAGAAAUAUGUUGGAAUCUACAAAAUAUCAGACUUCGGGAAUGUGAAUUGAGUCCUGUGGUAAACCGUGAUCUAAGCAGACGGGCGCGCAACAUAAAUGGCAUCACACAGCACAAGCCAAUUGUUCGUAAUGACAUCAAGCUGGCUGCAAAACUAAUUCAGAGUUUAGAUGACAAAACGCAACUGUGGACGUCUGAGUCUGAAAGUGAGGAAAAGCCACAAAGUGAGAGCAUCCCUUCUCAAAAUCCCAUCCUGAAAAACAUCACUCACUAUCUGAUUGAUGAGGUCAGUGCUGAAGAGGAAGAACUUCUGGGUAAUGCUACAGAGUCAGUCGAUGAGGUCACAAAGGAUGGGAAUCCAUCUGAUACCAAUGUAGAAAGAGAUGAGAAACUCCUGAAGGUUUUGGACAAGUUGUUGCUGUACCUGCGUAUUGUUCAUUCUGUCGAUUAUUAUAACAACUGUGAAUACCCAAAUGAAGAUGAGAUGCCAAACCGUCUUGGCCUUAUACAUGUCAGAGGGCCCAUGCCUCCAAACAGGAUCACUCAUGGAGAAGUUUCAGAGUGGCAGAAAAAUUGUGAGGAAAGACUAAAUCCCUUAUUCACGGUGAAGGAAUCAUUGUCCGAGGAGGAAGCAGUAAAGAUGGGGAAGAAAGACUCCGAGCAAGAAGUAGAAAAGUUCAUCACUGCCAACACUCAAGAAGUGGGAAAAGACAAGUGGCUGUGUCCCCUUAGUGGGAAAAAAUUCAAGGGUCCAGAGUUUGUGAGGAAACAUAUAUUCAACAAGCAUGGAGAUAAAAUCGAGGAAGUGAAGAAGGAGGUGUCUUUCUUCAACAACUUUCUUAUGGAUGCAAAGAGGCCAUCACUGCCAGAGAUCAAGCCAAACCAGCCACCGGGUCCUGGGCAAGGUAUUAGUCCAGGUCUUCCUUACCCACCACAGUCACCACAGGGACUGCUAGGAUAUGGACAGCCACGCCCACCUGUGUUGGGUUAUGCAGGUGGUCCUCCUUACCCUCCCAGUCCUUAUGGAGGCCGUGGAAGUUACGAUUUCAGAGGCCAAGGUUUUCCAGGCAAACACAGAAACAGGAUGAGAGGUGACCCCAGAGCCAUUAUUGAAUACAGAGACCUGGAUGCUCCAGAAGAUGUUGAUUUCUUUUGAUUUCCCUCUUCGGUUUCAUUUUUUACUUCAUGUGAAUAAACUUGUCCCAGUGAUUGUAAUAUGUUCAUUUGAUUUUAUUUAUUUAUUAAAAGAAUGGGGUUAC